CUGGCAAUGGAUGUAAAGCUUCACAGGUUUUAAACUUAUUGUCCGCAUCUCCAUCAUCAUCCUCAUCAGCUUCAGAGAAGAUGGGCUGCUGCUCUGCACGAUGCAUGCUGAUCCUCCUGUGUUGUCUGCAGUUGAUUACUGCGCUGGAGAGGCAGGCGUUCGACUUCCUGGGAUACCAGUGGGCUCCCAUCAUGGUCAACUUCUUCCACAUCAUUGUGGUCAUCCUGGGCCUGUUUGGAGUCAUCCAGUACAGAUCACACUACGUUAUUUUGUACCUGCUGUGGACAUUGUUGUGGGUUGGCUGGAAUGUCUUUGUGAGCUGUCUGUACCUGGAUUUGGGAGGCCUUUCAAAGGACAGCGAUAUCCUCUCCCUCGGAGUAUCGUCACAUCGCUCUUGGUGGAAGGACAACGGGCCGGGAUGUGAGAGCGAGAGCCUUCCCUCUGCCGGGUGGCAGAACCAGCAAAACCCAGAGCUGAGCACCGUGCUGAGCUGCUGGCUAGAAUACCAGUACAUAGAAAUCCUGCAUUGCAUCGUGCAGCUCCUCAUAUCACUCCUGGGAUUUGUUUAUGCCUGCUACCUUGUCAGCACUUUUUCAGAUGAAGAAGACAGCUUUAAUUUCAUUGGUGAAUUCCAUCAUCCAUCCAAACCCUCUCAGUUGCUCUUCUAGUGUAAAGAUUCCUUGGUAGAUUAUAAAUGACCGCAAAAUGAAAGUGUUUGACAGAAGCAGAGUGAGCAGCAGAGGAUCAGGCAACUCUGAAGACUCUUGUAAUGUAUCAUCUUUGGCUUGGUUAUGCCUAAAAACAGACAUCACACAUGCUGAACCUCACUGUGCACAUGUAGUGUCCUGGUUCAAGAGGGGACUCCUCAGUAUACCACAGGCCUAGCUUUUAGUUUCAGUUUUUGUUGGGCCAUAAGAGCUAUAAAUCUGGGUGUACAUCUACCCGUGUGCAUGUGUGUGAAAGAUUCUUCAGCUUUCUAAUUAUGAUCUAAAAUAUGAUUCCAAAAUUUGUAUAUAAAUAACUGUUUCUUUUUGAUGUUUUGUAAAACGUAUACAAUAUUAAUAUGUGUCAUUCCAGUUAGAAAAAGUGGCAUCCCAAUGUGUAUCGUGUGUGAUAUCAUUCAGUGAAAUAAACUACAUCUACAGUU
Stegastes partitus (bicolor damselfish) is the source of this 1147-nucleotide messenger RNA. RefSeq names its product sodium/potassium transporting ATPase interacting 5 (gene nkain5). Gene Ontology annotation, biological process: regulation of sodium ion transport. NCBI's taxonomy places the organism in Eukaryota, Metazoa, Chordata, Actinopteri, Pomacentridae. Bases 81 to 668 code for a protein of 195 amino acids. The transcript has 7 exons. The record is from RefSeq and is a predicted model, not a curated record.